This is a messenger RNA of Medioppia subpectinata, 1390 nucleotides long. The record is from the annotation of a GenBank genome assembly. Lineage: Eukaryota; Metazoa; Arthropoda; Arachnida; Sarcoptiformes; Oppiidae.
GGAAAUGACGGUCAAUCGGGUGGAGGCGACGGUCAGAGUUCCAGAAUUGAUAAAAUAUUUGGCGGAUGGCUAUCGGUUCGGAUCAAUGAUCACAAAGAACUCGUUCCUAUUAUUAAGACUGUCUAUCAGUGGAAUAUAACUAAAAGUGGAAAAAUAAUUACUGUUUGGACGCUGGACCUCAAGAAUGGUGGCGGAGCCGUAUAUAAGGGCAGUCCCAACACUGGAAAGGCUGACUGCACUCUCACUAUCGACGAAGAGAGUGCUGUCAACGUGUUUGAGGGUCGCGAAGACGCUAUGAAAGCCUUUAUGGGAGGAAAAUUGAAAAUAGCCGGUAAUAUAAUGGCCGCACAAAAGUUACAACAACUUUGGUCAGAAGAAGCCCCGCGAGGAUCGGUUUCUCUGGACAAACAACCAAAUGUAUCACCGAAUCAAUCAUCAAAUAAUUUGGAAGAUUCGGCACUUUUAGAGUCUGUACCCGUCUCUGGCCUCAAAUGUGAUAUCGUUUUUACGAAUCGUAUGCACGAAGAGCCGGAUAUUGUCCGAAAGCUUAGAGUUGUCUUUCAGUUUAAUAUAACUAUUGAUGGAAAGCAUAGAACCACUUGGACCUGUGAUAAUAAGUCGAAACCGGAGGGAGACGUAUAUAUAGGCCCUCCGAAGGGUGGGAAAGCCGACUGCACUGUUACCGUCGAAGACGAUGACUUUCUUAAGCUGAUGGUCGGGAAAUUGAAUCCACAGCGGGCAUUUAUGAUGGGAAAGCUUAAGAUCAAAGGCAAUAUAAUGCUUCUCCAGAAACUCAACUCAUUAUGGCUCGACUUACAAAAGGCAGGAAAAGCGCCGGAAUUGCCGUUUUUAACAGAUAUGAUGCUUAAGACGAGUGUAAUUCCGGGCCUCAAAAGUGAAUCAAUGAUUGUUGAAUUGGUUCAACGAUUGGUACGUUUGCCUCAACUCUACACUCAAGUGCCGACACUUAUUGGCUUUGAUAUCACAAAAGAUAACAAAUCUGUUUCCAAAUGGACACUGGAUUUCACUAAAAACAAGUUGACGGGAGUGUUCGAGAGGGGAUUGCCUGACAAAAAGCAUUGCAUUUUAACCAUAGAUGACGAUGACUUCGUCCGACUCACCUUCAAUCGCAUUCAAUUGCAAAACUGCAUUUCGAGCGGACGGAUCAAAAUAGAUGGCGAUAAAAGUGUGGCCCAAAAGAUCAACAUUUUGUUCACUACUCCGACCGCUAAAUCCAAACUUUGAGAAUUUUAUAGCUUUAUAUGAGUUAUGUUUUAUCAAUACUUUACGAAUAGUUUUCAUAUAAUUUUCUAAUUUUUAUACACAAAUGAUAUAUUAAAGUAAAAAUCGGUUUUAAAUAAAAUAUGAUUUAUUCUAAUGUGGAAAACAA